AUGAUCUGGACCGCGCGGGCAGCUCACCUCAGUAACGAUGAGAAAGACAUGAUCCGCCUUAUUGAAGAACAUGGGUACGAUUCGUUCUCAAACACACUCCGCGUUGUCGAAAAUCUCCGAGGAUACAGCGUCAAGAUCUGCAGAAGCAUGGUGGUGAUGCCCGCCGUUGUGAAAGCCAUCGUCAACUCAAAGAGCGAGAUAUCCUGGGAGUCGAAGUUCCAAGUGUCCAGCUCUUCCGCCAUACUUCGUCGCGCAGGAAGGUUCACUAUCUAUAGGCGAGAAGGUGAAAGAGGACCAGUGAGCCUAAAACAUGUCCUCCCGUCGAUCAGAUCGUCAUCGGUGGCCCUCUCUUUGAACCCCAUCUCAAGCGCCGCGUUCAAGAGGAACUUCUACGGUACAAGACUGACAAAGGACUGGCAGCGAGAGGGCAAAGCCAAGUCUGAUCAUCCGCCGCCCGUGCUCAAAUACUACAGGUACAUGUUGAUGCUGGCUUCCAGCUUUCCCGUUUACCAGAUGACCGUUCUUCUCGAGCGAGUUGGAUCUGGGACAACAUUCGACUACGUCGCAAAGAUGAGGAAAGCAAGUAUGGAUCUCACGCAUAUCUCACCUCUGUACAGAGAUUUUGAUGACCCCGAUCCGGUGACGAUGUUCCAGCAUCUGAGACUAGUUCUCAAGGGUGGUCCGCAGAUCCAAGAGUUGUUAUCGACCCUUCUAGAGAGCGUUUUGCCGUACGAGGAUCAUCUUAUACCCACGAUCAUGAUCACAUUGGCGUCCCCUAUCCUCGCGUUCGUUACCGAACAAGUGCUUCGAGCACUGCGAAUCCCAACAGCGAUACAGGCAUGGAAAUAA
Colletotrichum spaethianum is the source of this 849-nucleotide messenger RNA. RefSeq lists its product as uncharacterized. The transcript has 3 exons. Lineage: Eukaryota; Fungi; Ascomycota; Sordariomycetes; Glomerellales; Glomerellaceae. The record is from RefSeq and is a predicted model, not a curated record. Bases 1 to 849 code for a protein of 282 amino acids.